Messenger RNA from Pyrenophora tritici-repentis Pt-1C-BFP, 1962 nucleotides. Its product is annotated as CUE domain protein. Gene Ontology annotation, molecular function: ubiquitin binding. The record is from RefSeq and is a predicted model, not a curated record. Lineage: Eukaryota; Fungi; Ascomycota; Dothideomycetes; Pleosporales; Pleosporaceae.
AUGUCGCCACCCCACUUCGCGCCAUUUCCAGACGCAAAAGUCAGAAAGAGCAUACUGCCUGACGAAUGGCAGCUGUACCUGGAUUCUUGGACAUCACUUGCAGAACUUUAUCUCCGACUUGAGAAUGAUCAGUUUGUUUCGGCGAUACAAGAGAAGGAUAUGGUUACCCCAUUUCUCAUUCCAUUCUUCCAUGAGCUAGCCAGCGAUGACAACCUAGCAUCAAAAGUAGCAUCUCUGCGAAAGAAGUGCUUUUUCCUGCUGCAUAGGGUCUUUUCGAGAGGUAAUAUCUCGGAUUCCAUCCUGAGCUGGUCUGUUCUCUCAGACAUAUGUCACGUCUUUCCAAAGAGUGAACAGUUCCGUGCACUCUUGCAAGGGUUAUGGAAGCAAAAGGGCGCAACCAUUGAGAAGUCAAUCCAAACGGCAAAGACGUCAUUGAUCAGGAACUUGGAGUCGAAGCGACCAGAAGAGGCUGAGAAUACUCUCAACCGGGUAGCACCUCUUCUGAGAGCUUCGUCGGAUGCAAGUAUCUUUAUGCUUACCGGGUCUGAUUUCCUUGACUCGCUCUGUUCGGCCUAUCCGCAGGUAUCGCUGUCGAUACAGAAGAAACUGGUUACAAUAGCAUAUCUUGGACUCACAGCAGCCUUGGACGGACCGAAGCCAAACUAUUCACUGCUUUCCGACCAUCUGUACAGCUUAAAGUCUAGCGAAGAGCAAGAGCAGAAGAAGGAGCCAGGGAAGAAGACACUCGUUGCUGAUCUUGUUACAAAUACGCCGUUGUUAGAGAAGAUCAGGGACAAGGCUACUGCUCCGGAGGCUACAAGGGUAAAGAACACUGCAGCAUCGCUUAGUGCAUUCCGCCAAUCUGGGGUGGCUCGGCCCAAGAGGCUGAUACGGCGAAAGGUAGACAAGGGUAAAGAGAAGGCAGAGGAAAGCUAUGGACAUGGCGCGUUCACCGGCGAGGUACAUGUCCAUCGUAUGAGCAUGAUUAGCCAGAUUCAAGAUCUGUUCCCAGAUCUUGGUGCAGGGUUCGUUGUAAAAUGUUUGGAUGAGUAUCACGACGAUAUCGAGCAAGUUACUGCACAUCUGCUGGAAGAAUCACUACCGCCGUACCUCGCCGAUGCUGACCGAAGUGAGAAGCUGCCAACGCCCUCUACACCAUCACAACCACUUGCACCACCGAGAUCGAGUCAGCACUUUCCCGAGCGCCGCAAUGUAUUCGAUGACGACGAGUUUGACAAGCUGGCGGUCGAUACUUCCCGCCUGCAUAUCGGCCGUCGCGGUCAAGACCUGAACGCCGACAAGAUCUUGUCCGACCGUAGCAAAGCGCCGGCGAAGUCGGCCAUUAUGGCAGCUCUCGCUGCAUUCGACUCUGAUGAUGACGAGCGCGAUGACACAUAUGAUGCAGAAGACGUUGGCGCAUCUGUCGACACCGCCGCGCCUGAGGAUGCGGACCUGGGCGAUAAGAAUGAGGAAGCCUUGUUCCGCGCCUACACCAUGACACCAGAGCUCCUCAGUCGCGAAUCAGAGAUAAGAAGAGGCAAGGCAAGGACGGCGCUGAAGAGCGAAACAGGCAUGACGGAUGAGGCGAUUGAAGGCUGGGCGAUUAUGAUGGGUCGUAAUCCUAGACAACUACGGCGACUGGAGGCGAAGUUUUCAAACUUCCAGGGUCAGCAGAGGGAAUUGCAAUCGACAGCAUGGCGGGAUAGUCCUGCAGGUUCGGGCGACGAGGGUAGUGGAGAUGGUGGGCGUGGCGGAAGGGGAGGCAGGGGACGAGGCAGGGGCCGUGGGCGCGGUGGUCCGGGCGGUGGUCGAGGCGGCGCAAGUGUCGCUGGUCCUGCAGACGACAAGGGCACGCAGAUUUCGCGACAGAGGAAGGAGGCCAACAAGAGUUCGAGUGCGAAUCACAACCGGAAGGCCCAACGAGGGAAGAAGAUGGCCCGUGCGGGCUUCCCAGCUAGCUGA